CCAAAAUGGCGGAAAUACAGGUAGUGGAUGUUUCGUUGAUGAUGCGAUAAAAUUCGGAAAUGGAGAUAAUAAGGAAUUCCUGAGAAGUUAUUCAUGAAUAUAAAAAUUUCCCGUCGUAAAUAUACGAAAUAAUUUUCAUAAGUAAUCGAAUGUGAUUUUGUUUUUAAUAACUUUAACAAAAGUUUUUCCUAAACUUUAAAAUGGCUUCCGUCAUUUCAAUCGGGAAGAAAGAUAUUUAAAAUAAUUUAAAUACUAAAUUAUUUUUUUAAGAUGCGAAAGUUUAGUGAUAUUUCAAGAAACGUUUCUUCUGCCACUUGUUGAUAUUGAUAUUAUUUAAAAAUGUCUUUCCUUAAUAAUAUACGGAAAAUAUUUAGUUUGGGUAUGGGACCAGAUGCAAAAAGGAAGAGAGUUUGUUUAAAUAUUAAAUUUGAUGAGGAUCCAGAACAAAUAUGGGAAAUCGUUGGAGAGUUAGGCGACGGAGCUUUUGGUAAAGUCUUCAAGGCUCAAAAUAAAGAAACCAAGAAAUUAGCUGCUGCCAAAAUAUGUGAUUUGAAAGGAGAAGAUGAUUUAGAAGAUUUUACUGUUGAAAUUGAUAUAUUGAAAGAAUGUAAACAUCCAAAUAUUGUUGAAUUAUUAGAAGCCUUUUUUUUCGAAGGAAAAUUAUGGAUGUUGAUUGAAUUUUGUGAAGUGGGUGCAGUAGAUAGCAUAAUGAUUGAUCUUGAAAAGCCUUUAACAGAGAAACAAAUUCAGUAUCUGUGUCAUGAAAUUUGUCAAGGUUUAUCAUAUCUUCAUAAAAAUCGUGUAAUUCAUAGGGAUUUGAAAGCAGGAAAUGUGCUUCUAACACUUGAUGGAGAAGUUAAACUUGCUGAUUUUGGAGUAUCUGCUAAAAACAAACAAACAUUACAAAAACGAGAUUCUUUUAUUGGUACACCUUAUUGGAUGGCACCAGAAGUAGUAUUAUGUGAAACAUUUCGAGAUAAUCCUUAUGACUAUAAAGCUGAUAUUUGGAGUUUAGGUAUAACUUUAAUUGAAUUUGCUCAGAUGGAACCACCUAAUCAUGAAAUGAGUCCCAUGAGAGUUCUUCUAAAGAUACAAAAAUCUGAUCCACCAUCUUUGGAACAACCAUCAAAAUGGACUAAAGAAUUCAACAAUUUUGUUAAUCUCUGUUUGACGAAAGAUCCUCAACAAAGACCAACAGCAGAUGAACUCCUAAAGCAUCCUUUUCUCCAGUCAUCACCUGUAGAUCGUAAAUCAAUUUGUGAUUUGAUAAGUGAAUAUAAAGCUGAAGUUGUAGAAGAAGUAACUGAAGACAGUGAUGAAGCACAAAAUGAUACUUACAGAGCAAGUGUAUGUCGUUCCUCUCAUUUAAGUGUAGAAAGUGUAGCAGAAGAUAAUCUGUCUAAUCUUAGUGAACCUUUAGAAGAAAUUGCUGUUAAUAAAAGCCCCAUAACUGAAAAGAAAUCAAAAGCACCAUUACCUCCUCCUAGUCGAGCAAAAGAGUCCUCAGGGAAUCAUGUAGAUGAUCGUAAAGAAGAAGCUAAAGUAUCAUUUAAUAAUAAUUUGUCUGAUAAAGUGAUAGAUAAUGAAAAGCAACUUACAAAUGAAUCAUUAGAAGAAGCAAAUUACUCUCAAAAUGUUAUUUUAAACAGCAAUUUAAAAAUUCAUUCAGAAAAAGAACAACUUGCAAUAUCACCUCCACCAAUAUCAAGUACAACUUCAACUCCAGUUUCCAGUCCAAUUCAAGCGGGUGAAGUUGUUGUUGUGUCAAGUUAUUCAAUACAACAUGAAGAUAUUGCAUCUGAAAUAGAAUUAAACGAUAACAUUCCUGAAGCUGUUAAUUUGCAUGUUAAACAACAAAAUAAAAUUUCACCACAAACUAGAAAAGAACAAACUAACUGGAAAGCCAGUGAUGGUGAAGUUACUGUUUCUUCAAGUCAUAGUAUUUUAGACUCUAGUGAUGAAAGAUCAAAUUCAAACAAAGAUACAACUCAGGAAUCUGCACACGUUUCUAUUGUUACCAUUGGUGAUGUGGAAGAAGUAAAAGAUUCAUCAAGACAUUUAGACAAUUCACCAAUAAUUUCUAAUAGUGUAGAAAUUGAGAAAAGUUCCAAUAGUUUGGAAACUAAUGAUGUAAUUGUUGUGAGAACACCAUAUUGUGAGCAGUGGGAACGUAAAAGUGCGUGUACUAAUGAAACUUUUAUUGAGGAUAAAGUUAAAGAAGAUAAAAUAUAUGAUGAUAAUUUUGGACAAGAUAGAAUUUCAAUAAAGACUUCAUCUAGUGCAUCAUCAGAAGAAAAGCCAAAAAUUAAAGUAAAUCUUAAUUUAAAGAAAGAUAAUUCUGUUGUUUCUUCUGUACAUUCUCCAAGCUCUAUUAGUGAAACUAGUAAUGCUUCCUCAGGAAAUGAACUUGUGUACAGUCCAUUAUCAGAAAAUGCUAAAAGUAUCAAAGUUAAAAAACAAACAAGCGAUACAGAAAGUGUUUCAACUCUUGAUAGUAUGGGAAGUAGGAAUAGUAGUGAUAAAGAAAACAGAAAUAAAGAAGAACCAGAGAUUAUAUACAGGAAGAAAAAAGAAAAGGAACAAAACAACAGGACUUCAAACUUGUCAAAGAAAGUUAAUGGUGUUUCUAGUACAAACUCAACUAGACAAAAAACAUUAACAAGAACAAGAAAAUUUGUUAUUGAUGGUGUUGUUGUGACUACUACUACAAGUAAAGUUAUUUAUGAAGAUGAAGAUAAACAGUUACAAGAUGAUCACAUAUUAAGGAAACAAGAAUUACGUGAAUUAAAAAUGCUCCAAAAACAAGAAACUAAACAGUUUCAAGAUCUUUCUACAAAAGCUCAAUUUCAUCGUGAACAACAAGAGAAAAAAUUUGAACAAGAAUUAACAGGAUUACUUCGUAACUAUGAUAAUGAUUUAGAGGCAUUGAAUAGACAACAGAAACAACAAGUAGAAAAGGCAGAACAGCAGCAAGAAUUGGACUUAAAAUUUGCAUCAAGAAAAAUUCGUUGUGAUCAAGAAAAAGAAUUAAGAGCUUUCCGUGAUUCUCUCAAGAAUGAAUUUAAAUUGCUCAAACAAGAAACAGAAUUAUUACCAAAAGAUAAAAGAAAAGACAUCUUUCGAAUUCGCAGGGAACAAAUGGAAUUAGAUCAAGCAGAAAGAGAGCGAGUGUUUCUAGAAAAAUUAAACGAAAAUCAUGAAUUAUCUAUGAAAAGGUUGGCAGAUAGUCACAGAGAAAAGAUUGCAAUGCUAGAACGUCAGUUUCUCCAACAAAAACAACAGUUGUUAAGAGCAAAAGAAGCAGCUUUAUGGGAAUAUGAAGAGAGACAUCUUCAUGAAAAACAUCAGUUAAGUAAGCGACAGUUGAAGGAUAUAUUUUUUCUACAGCGUCAUCAAAUGUUAAUACGUCAUGAAAAGGAAUUAGAACAAGUAAAGAGAAUGAAUGUGAGGAAAGAAGAAAUGCUAGUGAAGCAACAAGCUGUUGAAAAGAGGCAGUUGCCGAAACGUAUAAGGUCAGAGAUGAAAACACGAGAACUAAUGUUUAAGGAGAGCCUCCGAAUUAGUAUAACAAAUUUAACAGAAUCACCAGAUGAUGAGAGAAUGAAGAUAAGAAAGUUUCAAGAUGGAGAAAAGAAAAGAUAUAAAGCAGAGCAACAACGACAAGAACUAAAACACAAACGUCAGUUAGAAGAGUUGAGAGCUGCUGCAGACACAACCAUUCGUGAAUUAGAACAGUUACAAAAUGAAAAACGUAAAAUGCUGAUGGAGCAUGAAACUCUUAAAUUAAAACAAUUAGAAGAAGAACAUUUAAUAGAACUUCGAGAAUGGAAAACUAAUCUUAAACCACGAAAACAGAAAUUGGAGGAAGAGUUUGCAAAACAAAGAGAAGAACAAGAAAGGUUCUACGGAAACCAGAUACCUUAUCCUGAUUACUAUGUUGAUGAUAGAGAUUAUCUGCAUCCAUCCACCGUGCAAAGAUCGGACAGUUUUCAUCCAAAUAUAUAAAAAGCUUCCAAGAAAGACUGUCAUUUAAAAAAAAUUAUAAUUAUAUAUGUAAAGAAAUUGCUAUAAAUGCCAGCAUUUAGUUAUAGACUAAAAAUGGAAUAUAUUUUUGCUUUCUUUUUAAAGGAAAAUUUCAUGAAAAGAUGUGCAAAUUACAUCUCUUGUUAAAAAGAAAUCAUAUAUAUUCAUUCUCCACACAUCAUAUUAUAACUGGAAAUUCAACUUUUAUUGAAAAAAAUGUGAUAUAACAUACAAGAGAAUUUGUUAAAUUGUUAAAAAUUAUAUUUUUUUGAAGAAUAAAUUAAGAGGUCCAAUUUUAGUACUCUUCAGGUGAUUUGUAAAAAUAUCAGAUAUUUUUUAAUUUAAAUCAAAAUGUUGCCUUCAAAUUUUUUAUAAUCUGGUUUAUAACAAAACAUUUAUACAACUAAAUAACAAUGUUUAAUAUUUGUAUAGAAAAAAACUAUUUAACUAAUAAUCAUCAUUACAGUUGGUAGGAGUAAAUACUCCUAGUCUGUGAUUAUAUUUUUUCACAAGUUUUUAGCAUACUUUAUAUUUACGAUCCCUUACCAAGGAGAUAAAUACCAUAAAUUUAUGGUGGCCAAUUUAAUUUUUUGUAAUUCCUAAUUAAUUCCUAAUGAGAAGAUAAGAAUUUGUAGUAUGCUAAUUUUAACUUGUCAGGAGAUGGGAAAUUAGAUAAAAAUCUCCUUAUUAAAUUGUAUAAUAUUCGAGUCCCAUCUUUUUUUGUAAAUGUCUUUGAAAAUAUAUGAAAUGGCAUUAAACAAGUGUAUAAUAAUAAUAAUAAUGUGUGUUUACUUAUAUGUGAAUAAGUUAUGCUCAAUGCUUUAAACCUGAAGUUUUGAUUAUUUUAUUAAACAUCUCAAAUAUUUUGAAGUAAAAUUUCCAUUUCUACAUAGGUCCUUAAGUUAAUUGAUUUACUUAAUAACAAAUAAAUCAAUUCAAAGAAUUUACAUUAAGAAUUCCAACAUUAAUAACAACAUUAAUUCUGUAAAAUGCUGAAUCAUGAAAAAGAUGAAGCAAUAUAUGUAAAUUGGUAUAUAAAGUUCUAAUUAUACAAGAUAAAACAA
Centruroides sculpturatus (bark scorpion) is the source of this 5087-nucleotide messenger RNA. RefSeq names its product STE20-like serine/threonine-protein kinase. The transcript has 22 exons. Gene Ontology annotation, molecular function: ATP binding; protein serine/threonine kinase activity. The coding region runs from base 340 to 4005 and encodes 1221 amino acids. The record is from RefSeq and is a predicted model, not a curated record. Gene Ontology annotation, biological process: protein phosphorylation. NCBI's taxonomy places the organism in Eukaryota, Metazoa, Arthropoda, Arachnida, Scorpiones, Buthidae.